Chara braunii is the source of this 1694-nucleotide messenger RNA. The record is from the annotation of a GenBank genome assembly. Lineage: Eukaryota; Viridiplantae; Streptophyta; Charophyceae; Charales; Characeae.
GGUGAGGAGGGGGCGGUGAAAAUCACGGUCACCCCGAACUUCGAAAAUUCAAAUUCGAAUUUUCUCGGAUGCAGGAUGGCGGGGCGGAGGACAGCCAGGCGACGCGUGUGACAUACAAGCGACAGCGCUGGCGAACCGUUCGGCGUGGGUAUCCGUCUUCCAAGUCCACGCAAGUUGUGACCAGCGGGCGCACCUCCCUGCAAGGUGCAUCUUCACCUCCACCAUGUGUGCUGUCCUGUGGAAGCGUAGAGCAGCGGGCGCGUCUUCGGCUCCAGCGUACGGCCUCUCCUGUGGCAGCGUACAGCGGCGGGCGCUUCUUCGGCUCUGGCGUGCGUGGAUUUGGAUCUGCUGGAGGGUUGAGCAGCGGGCGUGUCUUCGGCGACUGUGGCAGGCGUCACGCUGUGGAGGCGGAGCGAUUCUCAGAGAUGGAUGUUCGUGGCUGCGGGCAAGGUCUAUGCAAAGAAGAGAUCAACGCGGUGGCGAUGGCGGUGACUGCCGUCGUCGUCAACACGAUGAGUGGCAUGUCGUCGUCCUCACGCGAUAUGCUGACGCAGCUCCGUAAAAGAAGAGCGUUGUUGCAGAGCAUUGCGGAAGCGUCGGAUUGCGUGGCCACGUGUGAGGCAGUCGUUCAGUUGUGUGUCGCGCUGUCGUCUCGCGUUUUCCCACAGCAGACCCCGCGUUGGUGGAUUAGACGACGGAUUGGCGGAACAUGGGAGGACCUCCGCCUGUGCGAUGACGCAACGGACGAGUACUACCACCAGAAGUUGCGCAUGUCGAUGGCCAUGUUCAGGCAGAUCGUAGCCGCGUGCGCCACGUGGGCGUUAGGAGAGAUGUACGAGAGCGGCACGUCAGCCCUCGGCAUCGGCAGGGCAACUGGACUGCAGGCCGUCCGCGACGUCACUUUGGCGCUGCUGCAGGCGUACCCCGACGCGAUAAAAUGGCCAGUGGGUUGUAGACGUGCGCAGAUUCUACGCGCUUUUCGUGACAAGGGUUUUUCGAACUGCUUCGGCGCAAUCGAUUGUACACACAUCUACAUUGACAAGCCCGCCGGCGCACCUUUGGAGAACUACUACGACCGCAAACAGAAGUUUUCCAUGCAGGCGCAGGUGGUGGUGGAUUUGGAUAUGCGGAUCCUCAACGUCCACGUCGGAUACCCAGGAAGUGUGCACGACAUUUGUGUCCUGCACAAUUCCCAACUGUGGAGGCGUGCAGAAGCUGGCGAGCUGUUCGACGCACCUCCGGAGAAUCUCCCGCACGGUGUCGUCACGCGAGGGUACCUACUAGGCGACAACGGUUAUCCAGUCGCCUGUCCAUGGAUCGUGCAGCCGUACGGAGGAAUCGACCAAGAUCCUGACGAGGAGCGCUUCGACACGUGGCAGAAGGUGGUGCGGGGGUGUGUGGAGAGGGCAUUCGAGCGACUGAAGUGCAUGUGGCGUCUGUUCCUGCGCACCCACAAGACGAACCUGGACACCUUGCCACAACAAUUUGUGGUCGUGUGCACUCUCCACAACAUCCUCCUCGACGAGGGGAUCGACUUCGAUGAGAACCUUUUGUGGGAGGUGGAUGAGAACGACGUUCGACGUAGAGUAUACUUGGGCAUUGUGGGGAACGGCGCGGGCGGGCGGUGACGGAGCACGAACGUGGAUGGGGACCUGUUGCAAGAUGCACUUCGAGACCGCCUAGCUCUGAUGUAG